Molecule: messenger RNA, 1753 nt
Organism: Anoplopoma fimbria (sablefish)
Lineage: Eukaryota; Metazoa; Chordata; Actinopteri; Perciformes; Anoplopomatidae
Product: CMP-N-acetylneuraminate-beta-galactosamide-alpha-2,3-sialyltransferase 1-like
Exons: 7
Coding region: 52-993 (313 amino acids)
Molecular function (GO): beta-galactoside (CMP) alpha-2,3-sialyltransferase activity
Source: RefSeq, a predicted model, not a curated record
CCACGGGGGGACACAGAGGGCGAGAUCGGAUCUGAACAUCCCGCUGCCGAGAUGCUAUCCAAAAACGCCAGGGUUUUCCUCUCCAUACUGUGCUUUGCUUCCAUUGGGGUGUUCUAUAGAUCUUCGUGGAUUUUAUCUGUGUACCAUGAUUCCUUCCCCCCUCAGAACUCAAGUCAAACAUGUUUAAUGGAGUAUACGCCAUGGUUAAGUAAAUCUAUGGUUGCAUCUCCUGAGCCCUUUUUGACACAGAAAAACAAUAUCACAAAGCAAACCUUUAAUUGGUGGACGAAAUUGCAGUCUGCAGGAAAGAGUUUCCAGUACUACAAUGAAACAAUGAAGACCUUGUAUUGGAUGUUCCCACACAGUCCAAAUUUGACUCAACCCAGCCCUGACCACUGCAGGACUUGUGCUGUGGUGGGGAAUUCUGGUAAUUUGAAAGGAUCACGCUAUGGACCCCUCAUAGAUUUUCAUGAUAGCGUUAUAAGAAUCAACCAGGGGCGUGUCAAAGGCUAUGAAAAAGAUGUUGGAAACAGAACAACACAUCGUGUGAUGUAUCCAAUCAGUGCUUCUAAUUUGGACAAUGGCACCUAUCUUGUGUUUAUUCCAUUCAAGCCACAGGAUUUACAGUGGCUAAUCAAGUCCUUCACCCCAAGUAAAGAACCUAAUAAGUCAAGGUUAAAAGCUAACAAGGAUUUGGUGGUGAUCCUCAGUCCGACUUUCAUUGAAUAUGUCCAUACUGUUUGGCUAAAAUUCAAGAAGGACAUUUAUUCAUCCACUGGCUUUUUGACUUUGAUUCUCAGCUUGCACAUUUGUGAUGAGGUCAGCUUGUUUGGGUUUGGAGCAGAUGGACGUGGCAACUGGAACCAUUACUGGGAAGAAGUAGUAAACGUACAUCACAAAGGGAGAAUCGGACAUCAUGAUGGUAGUGGCGAAUAUGAAAUCAUUGAGAGACUAAACGAGCAGAAGAAAAUACAGCUUUUCAAAGGAUGGUGAUCUUUGUGCCUCUCUUUCUGUUUUUCUCACUGUCUGUCAAAUUAGUAACAUCUUUCUCUAUUGAGACCAUGUUUGUUUAAUCAAUGCAACAAAAUGUAAAUGAAAUGUCCCUAAAAUGUCUAUUAGAAUGUAUUCACAGUGCCUAUCUACAUUUAUUUAUAAUUAACUUAUUUUCAAUUAAAAAAUACAGUAAAUGCUUUGUUUAUUGGUUGUUUGAUAUUUGAUCUGUAAAUUAUUAUUUAGGUGUUGAGGUCCAUCAAAUCAGGCUAGUUGGUUGGGCUUCAAUUCCACCUCCUCAACUUCAUAGAGUCUCAAGAGUUGUGACUACCCAGGCGAUAUAGAGUAUUGAUGAUAAUAUAACAAUAUAGAUCUGAUAUAGUGCAUUGCUGGCGGCAACUGUUUAUCAGUCGUCUUCUUUCAACUUUUGUGUCAUUGUGCAUAGUAGAAUUAUGAGGUUAUUUAUUCUUCAUGACGGCUUAUUGGCACAUUUAUUGUAACGGCGUACACUCCUAAAGCAUUGUUAAAAAGAUUUUUACGGUGUCAUACCAAUGUUGUACAUCACAGAGGCUGCACUGUUGACUAUUUCUGGGCAGGAUGUUUUCAGCACUAUUCAAUGUAUUUACAUUUUUUAACUACCUCUCUAUGCUCAUUGUGCUCAUUGUUGUGCUAAUUGUUUUCUACUGCUGCUGCUUCACAUUAACAGUGUUCAACUGGCGAAAACAUAUGGUGGCAAAAAUGGACCUACAAACCGCAUGGCGUG